Messenger RNA from Rotaria sp. Silwood2, 399 nucleotides. Lineage: Eukaryota; Metazoa; Rotifera; Eurotatoria; Philodinida; Philodinidae. The record is from the annotation of a GenBank genome assembly.
AUGAACAAAAUUAUUUUUAGUUUACUUAUUAUUAAUUUAUUUUUAUUUAAAUCGAUUAUAACAAGAAGUAGAAGUAACGAAAUCGAUCAACAAAUUAUUCGUGAGCCUCUUCUAAAUAAUGUUAUUGUUGCAAAUAAAAAUCAAGAUCAACAAGGAAAUAUUGUAGUCCUUGAUGAACAACUUCACUUAGCUGAUAGCAAGUUUGAAGAGCUUUGUGACCUUAAAGAUAAAAGUUUCGAACGAAAUUGUUCACCACCCGAACAAUGUUUAUUAACAUCAUCAAUUCAUAAUCCAAUUAAAAAACAUUCAUUGAGAGCAGUACUCGAACUAAAAGAAGAUGCUAAUCAAUUUCUUCAUGCUUUUUCUAGAAGAAAACGAUUUUUGUAUCUUCUUUCAUAA